UUUCUCUUCUCUUUUAGUUUCAGUAAUGGAGAAGGAAGAAUCAUCUUCAAUGGAAGAGAACGAAGAUUCCGGCAAAACAACAAUAACCCCAACUGGUUUAACCCAAGAAGAGUUGGAGGAAUUAAAACCAGUCAUCUUUGAGGUCCAUUCCGAUGCUAUAAGUUCCGGCAAAUGCUCAUCUCUGUUAGCCCAACGCAUAUUUGCUCCGGCCGGAACGGUCUGGUCUAUCGUCCGGCAGUUCGAUAAACCACAAACCUAUAAGCAUUUCAUCAAGAGUUGCUCCAUCAAAGAAGAUUCUCCUUCUCCGAUCACCGUUGGAUGUCUCAGAGAAGUCAACGUGAUCUCCGGUUUACCUGCUGAGACAAGUACUGAAAGGCUUGAUGUGUUAGAUGAUGAGAGAAAAGUGGUUGGUUUCACUAAUAUCGGUGGGGAGCACAGAUUAAGAAACUACCGUUCGGUGAUGUCGGUGAAUGAGUUCAAGAAAGAAGGUGAGAAGAUCUGGACCGUUGUUUUGGAAUCUUAUGUUGUUGAUGUACCGGAAGGUAAUACUGAAGAUGAUACAAGGAUGUUUGCUGAUACGGUUGUGAGAUUAAAUCUGCAGAAGUUGGCUUCCGUGACUGAAGGUUUAGCACAACACAGGUGAUCGUCAAGAUAAGC
Messenger RNA from Telopea speciosissima, 657 nucleotides. RefSeq names its product abscisic acid receptor PYR1-like. The record is from RefSeq and is a predicted model, not a curated record. Lineage: Eukaryota; Viridiplantae; Streptophyta; Magnoliopsida; Proteales; Proteaceae. The coding region runs from base 26 to 643 and encodes 205 amino acids. Gene Ontology annotation, biological process: abscisic acid-activated signaling pathway. Gene Ontology annotation, molecular function: protein phosphatase inhibitor activity; signaling receptor activity; abscisic acid binding. The transcript is spliced from 2 exons. Gene Ontology annotation, cellular component: cytoplasm; nucleus.